AUGGAGACCCCACUGGAAGAGACGGCUGACACCCUGCUGCCGGACCCCCCCAAAGGACCCCUGCAGGCCUUCCGGGCCCGCGCGUCAUUCAGCUGGAAGGAGUUGGUGCUAUACCUGGAGGGUGAGGAGAUGGUCCGCUUUAAGCGGUUCGUCUUCUCAGUGCUGGAGAAUGACCCUCUGUUCACUCAGCUCCGCGAGGCUGACCUGCCCCUGGAUGAGUACCGCAAGCUCACUUUCCUGCGUUUCAAGCGCAUCUUCGAGUACGGCUUCUUUGACCUACAGGACAUGGUGCAGAGACCGCACAAAAUCUGGACGCUCAUCAACUGCCUGGGCAUGUAUGACUGGUCUCUGUGCAACAAGCUCUGCCUGCACUCGCUGGUUUUUACCUUGGCCAUCUCCAACUUGGGCUCUGACAGGCAUCUGAAGUACAUCCCUGAUAUCUUCAACAUGCAGAUCUUUGGCUGCUUCGCGCUGACCGAGAUGAGCCAUGGGAGCAAUGCCAAGGGCAUGCGGACGACGGCCCACUAUGACCCUGACUCCCAGGAGUUCAUCCUACAUUCACCGGACUUCGAGGCCUCCAAGUUUUGGAUUGGCAACAUGGGGAAGACAGCCACCCAUGCAGUUGUGUUUGCUCAGCUGUACACACCCAGGGGUGGGUGCCACGGCCUGCAUGCCUUCAUGGUGCAGAUUCGGGACCCUAAGACCCUGCUCCCCAUGCCUGGGGUGAUGGUUGGCGACAUCGGCAGGAAGGUGGGGCAGAACGGGCUGGAUAACGGCUUUGUCAUGUUCCACAAGGUGCGGAUCCCACGCCAGAACCUGCUGAACCGCACAGGGGACGUCACCCCCGAGGGCACCUAUGUCACCUCGUUUAAGGAUGACAGACAGCGCUUCGGAGCCUCCCUGGGCAACCUGUCGUCUGGCCGGGUCUUCAUCAUGUACGAGUCCAUCAUCAACCUGAAGGUGGCUGUGUGUAUCGCCAUCCGCUUCUCGGCCACACGGUGCCAGUUUGGACCAACCGAGGUGGAAGAAGUGCCUGUCCUGGACUAUCAGAUACAGCAAUGGCGUCUCCUCCCAUACUUGGCUGCCGUCUUCGCCCUGGAAAACUUCUCCAAGCUUCUCUUCAUGGACAUGAUGAGGCUCCAGCUAGACCUGCUCAGCCAGAAGCGAGGUGCCAAGCAGGCAGAGCUCGGACGGGAGAUCCACGCCUUGACAACGGCCAGCAAGCCCCUGGCCUCAUGGACAGCACAGCGAGGAAUACAGGAGUGUCGCGAGACGUGCGGGGGACAUGGCUACCUGGCUGUGAACCGCCUGGGGGAACUCCGUGAGGACAAUGACCCCAACUGCACCUAUGAGGGGGACAACAACGUGCUGCUGCAGCAGACCAGCAACUACCUGCUGGGGCUCCUGGCGUCCAGGGCCCAAGAUGGAGCUCACUUCAAAAGCCCCCUGAAGACCACCGACUUCCUGGAAGCCUAUGAGGACAUCCUCAGUCAGCGCUUCCGUGUCCCCCGGGAACAGGACGGCUGGGACACUGAGGUGACCCUGGCGGCGUACAGGUGGCUGGUCUGUUACCUGCUGCGGGAGAGUAACCAGAAGCUGACCCGGGAGAAAAGCUUAGGCCACAGUGACUUUGACGCAAGGAAUAACUGCCAGGUGUACUACUGCCGCUCGCUGGCCCUGGCCUUCAUGGAGCUGACGGUGGCCCAGCGGUUCCAUGACUUCACCCGGCACCCAAGCGUCCCACCCUCGCUGCGGGGAGUGCUGGGCCGGCUCAGUGCACUCUACGCCCUGUGGUCCCUGAGCCCCCACAUGGCCGUUCUCUACCAAGGCGGCUACUUCUCUGGCGAGCAAGCGGGUAAAAUGCUCAAUAACACCAUAUUGGACCUGUGCUCCCAGCUGAAAGAUGAUGCCGUUGCCCUGGUGGACGUGCUGGCCCCUUCUGACUUUGUCCUGGAUUCUCCGAUUGGCAAGUCUGAUGGCGAGCUCUACCAGAACCUGUGGGCCGCUGUCCUCCAGGGAAGCCAGGUGCUGGAGCGGCCCUCCUGGUGGACCGAGUUUACCGCCAACAAGCCGGUCGAGCAGAGCCUGAAGCCAAAGCUGUAA
This is a messenger RNA of Elephantulus edwardii (Cape elephant shrew), 2103 nucleotides long. It is a transcript of the gene ACOX3, whose product is annotated as acyl-CoA oxidase 3, pristanoyl. Gene Ontology annotation, molecular function: FAD binding; fatty acid binding; pristanoyl-CoA oxidase activity. Bases 1 to 2103 code for a protein of 700 amino acids. Lineage: Eukaryota; Metazoa; Chordata; Mammalia; Macroscelidea; Macroscelididae. Gene Ontology annotation, cellular component: peroxisome. Gene Ontology annotation, biological process: fatty acid beta-oxidation using acyl-CoA oxidase; lipid homeostasis. The transcript is spliced from 17 exons. The record is from RefSeq and is a predicted model, not a curated record.